Messenger RNA from Pterocles gutturalis (yellow-throated sandgrouse), 1008 nucleotides. RefSeq lists its product as uncharacterized. Lineage: Eukaryota; Metazoa; Chordata; Aves; Pterocliformes; Pteroclidae. The transcript has 4 exons. The annotation marks the transcript as partial. The record is from RefSeq and is a predicted model, not a curated record.
AUGCAUAACUCUUCAAAAGAGGGGUUUCGGCGUGUGUUGAGGGUUAACCCCUGGCAGGCUGCUCAGCUGCUCGCUCACCCCCCCCACCAGUGGGCCGAGGAAGAGAAUCGGAAGGACGAAAGUGAGAAAACUCGUGGGUCGAGAUUAAGACAAUUUAAGAGUAAGGACAAUGCUAAUUGUGGAGGGUUAAAGAAAGAUGACAGAAAAGCAGAUCUGAAAAUAGAAGUUCUACAGCAAAGGAAAGAAAACAUUGAACAUUGUGUGAAAACAUUGCACGUUAUUCUGAACGCGUGGGCAAUUUUUAUUUUGCCUGAAUUCAGGUUACAAAGACUUUCUCACCUGCCAAAAGUGAUUCAAGAAGGUAGCAGAUGUAGGGGGGAAAUUACCAGUACCACAAUAACAGCAUUAAAUGAUAACAGAACUUUUAUUAUAUCCCCAUACUUUGAUGACAGAGAAAGCAAAAUCACUCGUGUGAUUGGGAUUGUCCACCAUGAAGAUGUAAAACAACUAUACUGCUGGUUCUGCUGUCAGCCCGAUGGGAAGAUAUAUGUGUCCAAAGCAAAAAUUGAUGUCCACUCGGACAGAUUUGGAUUCCCUUACGGUGCAGCAGAUAUAGUUUGUUUGGAACCCGAAAACUGUGAUCCAACACAUGUAUCGAUUCAUCAGUCUUCAUAUGGAGAUAUUGACCAGCUGCCACGGUUUGAAAUUAAAAAUCGCAAGGCUGAGACCUUCUCUGUUGACUUUACUGUGUGCAUCUCUGCCAUGUUUGGAAAUUACAACAAUGUCCUGCAAUUUAUACAGAGUGUGGAAAUGUACAAGAUUCUUGGGGUACAGAAAGUGGUGAUCUAUAAGAACAGCUGCAGCCAUCUGAUGGAGAAGGUCUUAAAGUUUUAUAUGGAAGAAGGCACUGUAGAGAUAAUUCCCUGGCCCAUCAACUCACACCUCAAGGUUUCUUCUAAAUGGCACUUCAUGCAAGAUGGAACACACAUUGGCUACUAUGGACAAAUC